CCGCGAGACCGGCGGGGCCCCGGGCCGGCGCGAUGACCGCGGCGGCCCUCCUGUCGGUGGCGCGGGGCGGGGGGAGCCAGGCCCGCCGGCGAGCCCUGCUGGCCUCCCGCCCGCCGCCGGCCCCGGCCCCGGCCCCCCGCGCCCGCCGGGGCUCCGCGUCGCAGCGCCGCCCGGCCUCCCGGGCCCCGGACCCGCCUCCGGCCCGGCCCCCCGCCCGGCCCCCGGCCGCCUGGGACGCCUUCGGGGCCUGGGACAACCGGCUGGACGAGCCCAUCCUGCUGCCGCCCAGCAUCCGCUACGGCCGCCCCAUCCCCGGCCUCAGCCUGCGCAACGUGGGCUGCGCCAGCCGGAUCGGCAGGCGGCGGGAGAACGAGGACCGCUACGGACGGGCCCGCCUCGGCGACCGCCUCCUCUACUUCGCCGUCUACGACGGGCACGGGGGACCCGCCGCCGCCGACUUCUGCAACACCCACAUGGAGAAGCACAUCCUGGACUCCCUGGCUAAGGACGACGACCUGGAAGCGGUGCUGACCGGGGCGUUCCUGGACAUCGACCGAGCGUUUGCCCGGAGCGCUCGGCUGGCGGCGGACGGCGCCGGGCAGACGUCGGGCACGACGGCGACGGUGGCCCUGCUGCGGGACGGCAUCGAGCUGGUGGUGGGCAGCGUCGGGGACAGCCGCGCCCUCCUCUGCCGCGCCGGGAAGCCCCUCAAGCUGACCACCGACCACACCCCCGAGAGGAAGGACGAGAAGGCCAGGAUCAAGAGGAGCGGCGGGUUCGUGGCCUGGAACAGCCUGGGGCAGCCCCUGGUCAACGGCCGGCUGGCCAUGACCCGCAGCAUCGGCGACCUCGACCUCAAGGCCAGCGGGGUGAUCGCCGAGCCCGAGACCAAAAGGAUCAUGCUGAAUCACGGCGACGACGGGUUCCUGGUGCUGACCACCGACGGCGUCAACUUCACCGUCAACAGCCAGGAGAUCUGCGACUGCGUCGGCCAGGCCCCCGGCCCCGCCGACGCCGCCCGCGUCCUCGCCGACCAGGCGAUCCAGUUCGGCGCGGAGGACAACAGCACGGCCGUGGUGGUCCCCUUCGGGGCCUGGGGCAAGUACAAGGCCUCCGACGUGGGCUUCUCCUUCAGCCGCGGCCUCGCCUCCAGCGGACGCUGGGCCUGACGCCCCGGACCGCCCCCCGCCCCGAUAAAGGGGCCCGCCGGGCCCCGCGCCCGCCCCGGCCUCCUCCGCCUCUCCCUUCGCCCGCCCGGUCUCCGUCGGGUCGCGGGGUCCUCCCGGGGGCGG
Ornithorhynchus anatinus (platypus) is the source of this 1292-nucleotide messenger RNA. It is a transcript of the gene PPM1K, whose product is annotated as protein phosphatase, Mg2+/Mn2+ dependent 1K. NCBI's taxonomy places the organism in Eukaryota, Metazoa, Chordata, Mammalia, Monotremata, Ornithorhynchidae. The transcript is spliced from 6 exons. Gene Ontology annotation, molecular function: protein serine/threonine phosphatase activity; cation binding. Gene Ontology annotation, biological process: protein dephosphorylation. The record is from RefSeq and is a predicted model, not a curated record. The coding region runs from base 33 to 1169 and encodes 378 amino acids.